AAUGAUGCAUCUGCAAGUGGUUCCCAUCUGCUCGAAACAGGGGUCCAGCCGUGCCCCUGCUGCUCACCGCGGACCCGUUCUCCUCCCUCCCCCCAGAUCAUUUUCUACGAAGGCAAAUGCUUCACAGGCAGAAAGCUGGAGGUCUGCGGCAGCUGCGGCAGCUUCCAGGACCGAGGUCUCCUCAACCGGGUCAACUCCAUCUGUGUCCAGAGCGGGGCUUGGGUCUGCUUUGAUCACCCUGACUUCCGAGGGCAGCAGUACGUCCUGGAGCACGGCGAGUACCCCAACUUCUACCGCUGGAACAGCCGCAGCGACCACCUGGGCUCCUGCCGGCCCAUCGGGAUGCACGGUGAGCACUACAGGAUCGAAAUAUUUGAGGGGAGCCAUUUUAGCGGUCCCAGCAUGGAGCUGACAGAAGAUUGCUCCUUCCUGCAGGGAAAAGGCUGGGACAAGACCAGCAUCAACGCCCUCAAAGUGUACGGCGACGGCGCGUGGGUGCUCUACGAGGAGCCCAACUACCGAGGCCGUAUGUACGUGGUGGAGCGGGGCGAGUUCAGCAGCUUCAACGCAUGGCAGGGGCGCAGUGCGAGCGUCCAGUCCAUCAGAAGAGUCAUCAACUACUACUAGCUGAGGCAUUCAUCCUACCAGCGAUGGCUUGCUGAGACCAGGCAUCACCCUUCUUCCCACUCAC
Molecule: messenger RNA, 691 nt
Organism: Phalacrocorax carbo (great cormorant)
Lineage: Eukaryota; Metazoa; Chordata; Aves; Suliformes; Phalacrocoracidae
Source: RefSeq, a predicted model, not a curated record